AUGUUUUUCAGAACUCUUGCCCUCGCGGCCACUGUUGGCUCUGCUCUUGCCCAGCGUCCUGCAAACAUCUCCAUCUGCGAUUACUACACCACUGCUCUAUUGAAGAACAACACCGCGGCGAACCAGAAGACACUGUUAACUCUCGUCGUCAACACUGCAGCCAUUGGCAACUAUACCCAGCCAAACAUCGGCAUCACGGUUCCAGGUAUCCUUGCUCCCGCCAUGGUCAAUGGCACCGCAGUCAACCUCGCUCCGUAUUUCACCGGCAUGUUGGCGUCAACAAACAGAGGUGGCUCGAUGGGUAUUUCCGUCAACUUCCUUGAUGGAGGUGGAGCUACCCCCCUCAUGAUGAACAUGCCAGCCAACGACACAAGCUCAAACCAAUACUUCCUCAUCAAUCAUCUGUACGAGUACUUUGGUGUUCUCCUCGGCUGCUCCAUGCAAGGAGGUGCUGAUUAUUCUGCCUACGAAGGCGAUGCUUCUCAAUAUGAAGUCCAUAAGUUUAUGCAGCUAUCAUACGCCGAGGUUACUUAUUUCAUUGAGCAAGUGGGCAUGUCUGCUGCUUCUUUCGGUGUCGCGACCGAAGAUGUCAUGUUGGUUGGAACGGCUCUCAUGAACGCAUUCGGAUACCGUUGCGAGCCUCCAAUGACCAUCGUCCCAGCACAAGGUCCUCAACUCCAGAGCAUCUGCGAUGAUGAGACCUGCCCUCUCUCACCCAACGCCACUUGCGCUUCCUACAACGGUACCAUCCCGAAGCCUGGGAACGCCACGAUUCCCGGAUCAAACUCCACCGCCACCUCGACUGGCUCUGGCAGCAAGACAACUGGCGGAAGCACUGCUACCGGCUCCGCUCCUGUAGCUACUGUGUCCACAGCCGCCGGUGCGACCGUUGCUUUCAGCUUCGCAGCUGUUGUUGGUGGUUUGGCGGCUAUGUUCUUGUAG
Molecule: messenger RNA, 942 nt
Organism: Hyaloscypha bicolor E
Lineage: Eukaryota; Fungi; Ascomycota; Leotiomycetes; Helotiales; Hyaloscyphaceae
Exons: 4
Coding region: 1-942 (313 amino acids)
Source: RefSeq, a predicted model, not a curated record